Jaculus jaculus (lesser Egyptian jerboa) is the source of this 3324-nucleotide messenger RNA. RefSeq names its product ubiquitin specific peptidase 10 (gene Usp10). NCBI's taxonomy places the organism in Eukaryota, Metazoa, Chordata, Mammalia, Rodentia, Dipodidae. Gene Ontology annotation, molecular function: cysteine-type deubiquitinase activity; cysteine-type endopeptidase activity. Gene Ontology annotation, biological process: regulation of autophagy; protein deubiquitination; DNA damage response, signal transduction by p53 class mediator. The coding region runs from base 118 to 2499 and encodes 793 amino acids. The record is from RefSeq and is a predicted model, not a curated record. The transcript has 14 exons. Gene Ontology annotation, cellular component: nucleus; cytosol; early endosome.
UGUGUGUGUGAGUGUGUGUAUGUGUGCGUGCGUGCGUGCGCGGCGAGAAGAUGGCGGCGGCGGGGGACGCGGCGUGAGGAGCCGGAGCAGCGCCGGGCCUCAUUGAAACGGGCCGCCAUGGCCCUCCACAACCCGCAGUAUAUUUUUGGAGAUUUUAGCCCUGAUGAAUUCAAUCAGUUCUUUGUGACUCCCCGGUCGUCAGUAGAGCUCCCUCCAUACAGUGGGACAGCUCUAUAUGGCUCACAGGUUACAGAUGGACUGCCCAAUGCAGGACAAGACCGUCGGAGAAUUGAGUUUGGUGUUAAUGAAGUAAUUGAACCCAGUGAUGCUUUGCCGAGAACCCCCAGCUACAGUAUUUCAAGCACAUUGAAUCCUCAGGCCCCUGAAUUUAUUCUUGGUUGUACAACUUCCCAGAAGACCACUGCUGGCCUAGAUAAAGAAGUGAACUGCAGUUCCAUCGACAGCCAGUGCCCAGGCUCUGCCCUUGCUUUGGAUAGCAGUUCUAAUGUGGAGGCAGAUAUCUUAGAAAAUGAUGGUGUCUCGGGUGGACUUGGACAAAGGGAGCGUAAAAAGAAGAAAAAGCGGCCUCCUGGAUAUUACAGUUACCUGAAAGAUGGUGGUGACGAGAGCAUUUCCCCAGAAGCCCUGGUCAAUGGUCAUGCCACUUCAGCAGUUGCAAACAGCAUGGGUGCAGAGGAUGCAGAGUUCAUUGCCGAUGUGCUUCCCUCAGUUACGCCCAGGACUUGUGACAGCCCUCAGAACUCCAUGAACUUCAUCAGUGAUGCUGUGCCUGACAGUCCUUUCUCCCGAGCACUUGAUGGUGAUGCCAGGACUGCAGGGCUGCCUGAGGGCUGCCAUGGGACCGACUUGGAGCAACCUUGCCUCCCUGCAGACAGCCUGCUAAGGACAGCUUUGGCACAGCCCUUUGCUGGCACCGAUACUACUGAGAACCUUGUCAUUGCUAAUGGAAAAAUACUUGAAUCUUUGGGCGAGGGCACAGCUGCCAAUGGGAUAGAGUUGCACACAGUGGACAGUGUAGACUUGGACCCUUCAAAGUCUGAGAGUUCCUCACCUCCUGCUGAAAGCGCAGUCUCAGUGUCGGGCGCCAUUCCCAUUAGCCAGCCUGCCAAGUCUUGGGCCAGCCUCUUCCAUGAUUCUAAGCCCUCUUCCUCCUCGCCCAUGGCAUAUGUGGAAACUAAGUGUUCCCCUCCUGUCCCAUCUCCCCUGGCCUCUGAACAGCGGGUAGAAGUCAAAGAAGGGCUGGUUCCAGUCUCAGAGGAUCCUGUAGCCAUAAAGAUUGCAGAGUUGCUGGAGAAUGUGACCCUAGUCCAUAAGCCAGUGUCGCUGCAACCCCGUGGGCUGAUCAAUAAAGGGAACUGGUGCUACAUUAAUGCCACCCUGCAGGCAUUGGUGGCUUGCCCUCCAAUGUACCACCUGAUGAAGUUCAUUCCUCUCUACUCAAAAGUGCAAAGGCCUUGCACGUCAACACCCAUGAUAGAUAGCUUUGUUCGGCUAAUGAAUGAGUUUACGAACAUGCCAGUACCUCCCAAGCCCCGACAAGUUCUUGGGGAGAAAAUCGUGAGGGAUAUCCGCCCAGGAGCUGCCUUCGAGCCCACAUACAUUUACAGACUCCUGACGGUUAUCAAGUCAAGCCUCUCUGAAAAGGGCCGACAAGAAGAUGCUGAGGAGUACCUGGGCUUCAUUCUCAAUGGACUUCAUGAGGAAAUGCUGAGCCUGAAGAAGCUCCUGUCCCCUGAACUUACAAUUUCCAACGGGCCCAGAAGCCACUUAGUCAAUGACGAAGAGCAGGAGGAAGAAGGUGAAGGAAGUGAGGAUGAGUGGGAGCAAGUGGGCCCCAGGAAUAAGACCUCUGUCACGCGCCAGGCAGAAUUUGUCCAGACUCCCAUUACUGGUAUUUUUGGUGGCCACAUCAGGUCCGUGGUGUACCAGCAGAGCUCAAAAGAGUCUGCCACAUUACAGCCAUUCUUCACACUGCAGUUGGACAUCCAGUCUGACAAGAUCCGUACAGUUCAGGAUGCACUGGAAAGUUUGGUGGCAAGAGAAUCUGUCCAAGGUUACACCACCAAAACCAAACAAGAGGUGGAGAUCAGCCGGAGAGUGACCCUGGAAAAGCUCCCUCCCGUCCUUGUGCUGCACCUGAAGCGCUUUGUCUAUGAGAAGACAGGCGGCUGUCAGAAGCUGGUCAAGAACAUUGACUACCCCGUGGACUUGGAGAUCAGCAGAGAGCUGCUGUCUCCGGGGGUUAAAAAUAAGAAUUUUAAAUGCCACAGAACCUAUAGGCUGUUUGCAGUGGUCUACCAUCACGGCAGCAGCGCGACAGGCGGCCAUUACACGACGGAUGUCUUCCAGAUAGGGCUGAACGGCUGGCUGCGCAUCGACGACCAGACAGUCAAGGUGAUUAACCAGUACCAGGUGGUGAAGCCAACCGCCGAGCGCACAGCCUACCUCCUGUAUUACCGCCGCGUGGACCUGCUGUAGCCGUGCGAGUGUGCCUGACGCUGCUUCCUCGAACUCCGACUCUCACUAACUUCCCGCCUCUCGUGCUCUUUAGAGAGACUCUCCCUUUGCAAACAUGGGCUUGAGUGGAAAGGAGAUGCCUUGGGGCUUGUGCACUGCAUAGUUCAUGUUGGCUUCUAACUUCCAAAUCAAAAUCAUUUGGUUGAAACAGACUGUCGCUUGAUUUCAGAAAAUACACAAAAACCCAUACUUGUGAAAUAAUGCUGAUUCCUGAGCUAAGGGAGCUCGCAUCUGACCCCCAGUCUGAUGGCUAAGUAGAAUAAAUCCUGCACCAGCAACUCUUGUAAAUUUGUGAAAAUGAAUUUUAUCUUUCCUUAAAAAAAUAAAUUUUUUAAUCCAUCACACUUUCCUCCCCACCCUUUAGUUUUUGAUAAAUGAUAAAAAAAAAAUGAGCCAGUUAUCAGAGAUGGAAUAGUUCUUACUUUAAAAGAAAAAUAAAUACAAAAAAAUAUGUUGCUGGUUCCUAAUAGGAAAAAUGCAAUUUAAUAAUUGUGCGAUGACAAAUUGCUUAAGUACACACUGCAGAUGACAGAUUUGGAGUUGAUGUUAGUCUGUGUAGGUGGGUGAUUGUGACUUCAUUGCCAUUCAAGCUUCUGUGUACACAUAAAGAAAAAUGGACAAAAAUACUGAAGAUUGACAUUUCCUGACGUCUGCUGUUUAAUUCUGCUGUCUGCUCCUCUCUGCCACGAGCCUCUUGUACACAGCUCAUGAUGCCUAGGAGCGCGAGGUUGUCACCCAUCAAUAAAGAUCACACAGUUGGUUUAAAGCUGUGUGUGCUUAUUGGAA